Messenger RNA from Trypanosoma conorhini, 816 nucleotides. RefSeq lists its product as uncharacterized. The transcript has a single exon. The coding region runs from base 1 to 816 and encodes 271 amino acids. Lineage: Eukaryota; Euglenozoa; Kinetoplastea; Trypanosomatida; Trypanosomatidae. The record is from RefSeq and is a predicted model, not a curated record.
AUGCGGCAACUUGCGCCCCACGCGGCGUCAUUAGAGAAAAAGAGGGGGGCGCCGACGUACCCCACCGCGCCCUCCGCCAGGAAGGGGGACGCACUUCGCCGGGGCAACGAAAAACGCGGCUUCUUCACACGAAAAAAAAAGAGCCCAAGAGGACCCCGCAACGCUUCGCCGCCCGCGCCCGGCCCUCGGCCCAGCGGCGCGGGGACCCGCGUUAAAACAGCUGCCCCUUUUUUUUUGCCUCAUAAGCCGCCAUCCAAAAAAGCCAACCCGCCGCAACGGCAAGCCAAGCACCGGCCGGAGGGCGCCCGUGCUGGCUUUUGGCUCCCCUCUUUGCGGCGAUCGGCGCCUCAGCGGCCCCCGCAAGGCAGAGCAGUUCACUCGAGACGGCCGCGGUCGCGUUGUUUCAUUCGGACCCGCCCCGUCUGGGAGGUCGCGCGGCCUGCAGCAUUUGGGGGGGCGCAACUUUGGUGGUUCGGCGUUUGGCAAACGGGUUUUCGCGCGUGCCGCGGCACCGCGGUCCUCGCGUGGGGGAGGAUGCCGGUGAAGCUGCCGCUUCCGCCGCCCCCGGGCGCGACGCUGCCGGACUCGGUGCGAGUCGAUGGGUGGGCGGCCCGCUUCACGGCGGGCAGCGACGACGCGUGGGCCACGCACGACGCGCAGGUUGGCGAGACAACACAUCGCCCCAUCGUUUUUCGCGUGCCCCGCGGGCGGCGCGGCCGGAAGGAGGCAGAUUGGGCUGCGCAUGGGCGCUGUGUUAGAAAGUAUUCGCGCGCAGACGCGGGGGAAAUACGCGCCACCCGCCGCCGCAUCAAAUGA